UUCUCUAUAAAUACAAGAAAGAAGGAAUUAGUUUGAGAUGGGUCGAAUCCCGUGUUGUGAGAAGGAGAACGUGAAGAGGGGACAGUGGACCCCCGAAGAAGACAACAAGCUAACUUCUUACAUCGCCCAACACGGCACCCGUAACUGGCGCCUCAUCCCCAAGAAUGCUGGUAUGCAACGGUGUGGAAAGAGCUGUCGGCUCCGGUGGACCAACUACCUCCGGCCAGAUCUAAAGCAUGGCGAGUUUUCAGAACUAGAAGAACAAACCAUCGUUAAGCUUCACUCUGUUGUUGGAAACAGGUGGUCGCUAAUCGCUGCCCAGCUGCCAGGCCGCACUGAUAAUGAUGUCAAGAACCACUGGAAUACCAAGCUGAAGAAGAAGCUUUCGGGGAUGGGAAUUGACCCCGUGACACACAAGUCCUUCUCCCAACUGGUGACUGAGAUAGCCACCACCCUGGCUCCACCCCAGGUAGCUCACCUUGCCGAGGCAGCACUCGGCUGCUUCAAGGACGAGAUGCUCCACCUGCUGACCAAGAGACGAAUUGACUUUCAACUCCAACACCAUCACCAAGCCUCUGCAACUGGGUUUGAAGUAUCUCCACUCCCAGAACCUGUUGGUGGGAGCUCUACAACAACCACCUUUGUCAUGGGGAGUACUAUCCAUGAUAAGGAUGACACCAUACAAAAGAUUAAGCUAGGCCUCUCAAGAGCCAUACAAGAACCCGACACACUACCCACUAACAAGCCCUGGACCACAGCCUCCACAGGAAAGACAUCUGAGGGUUUUGCCAGAGCCUACAAUGAAUUUGCAGCAGAAGUUUCAGUUGGCUUCCAGUUUAGUCCAUCAUCUUAUGGUAACGAUGGGGAAGCAUCCCCAUGGAGCCAAAGUAUGUGUACAGGGAGUACAUGCACUGGAGGUGGAGGUGAUCAACAAGAGGGAUUGCAUGAGAGAGGGCAAUAUGAGGAAGGAGAGGAGGCGGAAGGUGGAAAAAUUGUGGGAAAAGGGUCAAGCAUAUUCAUUUCUGAUUGCGUCUUGUGGGAUUUAUCUAAUGAUCUAACAAACCAUAUUGUUUAAUGGGACAUCAAGAAGCAUUUGGCAAUAUCAUCAUUGGGAAGAAUAAACUUUUCAU
Molecule: messenger RNA, 1130 nt
Organism: Telopea speciosissima
Lineage: Eukaryota; Viridiplantae; Streptophyta; Magnoliopsida; Proteales; Proteaceae
Product: transcription factor MYB80-like
Exons: 3
Coding region: 38-1075 (345 amino acids)
Source: RefSeq, a predicted model, not a curated record